UUUUGUGUGUGGAGGCCGGCGAAGAAAGACUGCCUUGUCUAUCGCUAAACGAUUUUGGGGUUUUUUUCGGCCCGUUUGAGGGGCGCGAAGUCGAGCCCAGCCGCCGCUGUAGCUUCGAAAACACGGCAGCUGAGUUUGAUGUCAUAAAUAUCGAGCGGUAACAGCGAAACCAGUCGCCAUUUCAGUUGGGCCUUCCAGCCCCGAGCUCAUCCGCCCACAUAGACUCGAGCCAGCGGUCUCCUGCGGCCUGCGUGAGGAUGCGAGGCUUCGGAGACCGAGGUCGCGACCGUGACCGCGGCGGGUUUGGCAGUCCUCUUCCUCCCAAGAAAUUUGGAAACCCAGGAGAACGGCUGCGUAAGAAAAAAUGGGACUUGAAUGAGUUGCCCAAAUUUGAGAAGAACUUCUAUGUUGAACAUCCAGAAGUAGCCAGACUAACUCCAUAUGAGGUUGAUGAGCUGAGAAGAAAGAAAGAGAUUACUGUUAGAGGAGCAGAUGGGUGCCCGAAGCCUGUGUUUGCCUUCCACCAGUGUAACUUCCCACAAUAUGUAAUGGAUGUCUUGAUGGACCAGCAUUUUACAGAACCAACCCCAAUCCAGUGUCAGGGCUUCCCAUUGGCUCUGAGUGGUCGUGAUAUGGUGGGCAUUGCACAGACUGGCUCUGGGAAAACAUUGGCAUAUCUGCUGCCUGCAAUUGUUCACAUCAAUCACCAGCCUUACUUGGAAAGAGGGGAUGGUCCAAUUUGCUUGGUUCUGGCUCCUACCCGAGAGCUGGCCCAGCAAGUCCAGCAGGUAGCUGAUGAUUAUGGUAAAUGUUCAAGACUGAAGAGUACCUGUAUAUAUGGAGGAGCACCCAAAGGUCCCCAAAUCAGAGACUUGGAGAGAGGUGUUGAAAUUUGCAUUGCUACGCCUGGACGUCUGAUUGACUUUCUGGAAGCAGGGAAAACUAACCUCCGCCGUUGUACUUACCUUGUACUGGAUGAAGCUGACCGAAUGUUGGACAUGGGUUUUGAACCUCAAAUUCGCAAAAUUGUUGAUCAGAUACGGCCUGACAGGCAGACUCUCAUGUGGAGUGCCACUUGGCCAAAGGAGGUGCGCCAGCUGGCUGAGGACUUUUUGCAUGACUAUGUCCAGAUCAACGUGGGCAACCUGGAGCUGAGUGCCAAUCAUAAUAUCCUCCAGAUAGUGGAUGUUUGCAUGGAGAGCGAGAAGGACCAUAAACUGAUACAACUAAUGGAAGAAAUCAUGGCGGAAAAAGAGAACAAGACUAUCAUCUUUGUGGAGACAAAAAGACGAUGUGAUGACCUAACUCGAAGGAUGCGUAGAGAUGGGUGGCCAGCUAUGUGUAUUCAUGGAGACAAGAGUCAACCAGAAAGAGAUUGGGUGCUUAAUGAAUUCCGUUCUGGAAAGGCUCCUAUCCUAAUUGCUACAGAUGUUGCAUCUCGUGGGCUAGAUGUGGAAGAUGUAAAGUUUGUGAUAAACUACGACUAUCCAAACAGCUCGGAGGAUUAUGUGCACAGAAUUGGCCGUACAGCCCGUAGCACCAACAAAGGCACUGCCUACACAUUCUUCACACCAGGGAAUUUGAAACAAGCUAGAGAGCUGAUCAAAGUGCUAGAGGAAGCCAACCAGGCCAUCAAUCCAAAACUUAUGCAGCUAGUCGACCAUAGAGGAGGUGGUGGAGGUGGAGGUGGUCGUUCUCGUUACCGAACCAGCAAUUCCUCCAACAACCCUAAUCUGAUGUAUCAGGAGGAGUGUGAACGAAGGCUCCGAGGAGUUAAAGAUGGCCGAAGAGACUCCGGUAGCUUCAGAGACCGUGAUCGUGGUGACACUUUUGCCAAUGGAGCCAACAAGGCCUAUGGUGGUGCAUAUGGGAGUCCAAAUUCUGCCUUUGGGACACAGCAGGGCCAAUACGGUUAUGCCCAGGGGGCCUAUGGAGCUGCUGCUUAUGGCACAAGCGGCUAUGGGGCAGAAUAUGGUGCUGCUGGCUAUGGUGGAGCCAACACUGCCAAUGCUGGGAGAAACUCACAAAGCACCAGCCAACAGCAGUAUGCAGGGAUGGGCCGUUCAGGCCAACAGCCACAGCCUCUCAUGUCGCAACAGUUUCCUCAGCCUCCAGGCACUAACGUGAUGGGCUAUAUGGGACAGACUGCUGGCUACCAAUAUCCACCUCCUCCCCCACCCCCACCCCCUUCACGCAAAUGAGACCAUUUGAUUUCCUAGUACCAGUCAAGAUUUGCAAUUUAAGAACCUUCUCUUCUUUCCCCCCAUCUCACCCCAUAGUGAUGUUUUCCAUGCAGGGUAGAUAAAGAGAUCACCAUCCAAAUUCUACCUUCAGACAGUGGUCCCCAAUCCAUGUUAAUGAUUUUGUUUUUAAAAUUAGAAUUGACUGGAAAACUGACUACGUUAUAGACUUAAGAAGUUUGGCCUUGCAUGUUUAAAGAAUCUGGAAUGAUUUUUUUUCUUUAAAAAAGAAAUGGAAAGGGGGAGAGACACUGCAGGGCAGAAAUGUCCCAGCCCAAUUUGUCUGUGUGUCUGAGGCUUGUGUAUGAAAACUUGCUGCAGAGAGGACAUUUUCCAUGCUGUGAACAUCAAGAAUGACGGUGCUAUGGAGUGCUCCCCUAUUAACAGAAAAUAAGAGUGUACUUUCCCUUCAGAGUUAAGACUUCAUUUUCUAAAAUGAAAAUAGAACACGGGUAUUUGAAUUUGGUAUAGGUGAAUUUUGAAAAUAUAAUUUGUCUGACUCAGCUCAUGGUGUUCCAAACCCCUGUCAGAUGUAAUAACAUAGAAAUUAGCACAAAAAUUUGUCAGCAUUUCUGCAGCUCUUGAAGCCAGGGAGAGGCUGAGGGUGUAAGUAUUGGAAGGAAGUACUUUCAUCCCAGGUUUAAUUGCUAAAAAAAUCAGAUAGUGAGGGUUGUUUGCUGUAUUUCUUUCAAGAGAUCAUACAUAGGUGAAAACUUGCCUCACAAGAGUCAGCUGUUGUGGUUAAAAUUGCACUUCAGCAGAAGAUAGAAACUUAACCAGACAGUUUCUAUUUACUUGGUAAUAUUUCUUUUAGUAUGAAGUACUUAACUGGGUAGGUCCAGGAUACCACUGUCCUAAAUGGGAUGGUUUAGUUUUUAUGUUUUAACGGGUUUAUUUAGGUCCCCCGGGGGGGGGGAAGGGUAGAGAGAUGGGUAAUGUGUCUUGGAAGCGGCAUUCAUGCCCUGAUCUGGGCUUUGCUUUUGAGUGAGCUGUCCUUUGCACUCAGCUUUUACAGGUAGGUAGCAGCAUCCUAGGAAAUUUUAGGCAAGUAUAACACUUUUCAUUCAAUCUCCCCCCCCCCCCCCCGGCUGAGAGAGGGUUUUAGGUGGGUGGGUGGGUGGGUGGGAUGGGAUUUUUCUUCUAGUACUGAGGCUUAUGUGUUGUGACUAUUAGCAGAAUGGCUGAUGAUAGUUGGUCUUAUAGCACAUCACUUGUCACGUUCAGAUAACAUGGCAGGAGAUACUUGUGUACUGAUUUUGAGAGGCAUAAAGCUUGUGCUGCAAGAUUGACUACCUUAUUUUCUGUUUGAGGGAGUACAUAGUUCAAACAAAUAAGAUUGGCCAGUUAAUUUAUAUUGAUUAGGGGCUGGCUUAUAAAAAUUGGCUUUAUGUUUGUGUUCCUCAGUAGAGAGCAGGAUGAGGAAUGUAGACCACUUACGUGUCUGCACACAGUGUACAGGUAGGUUGUCGGCGUGAGGGGAAUAUUGCCAGUUUAAAUUCCUCUUGUCUCAUUUGACUUCUGUCAGUUUAGGACUAGAAAAUCAGAAAAUACUUGAUAUGGCUGGCAAAAAGCUGCAAUGCAAAUUAACAUUUAUUUACUGAACCCUAAUCUGCAUUUCCUUCAUGAAAUAUGUCAUGGAGCUAUCUUUUUCGUUCAAACAAAUUAAUCUACAGGCUAUGGGGAUGUGGAUAAGACCACAUAACUUUUGCUCUGUUUUCAAAAGGGUGUCAGGACUGCUGAGUGGUCUUUGUCUUUCUUCAGUAUCUCUGCAGAUACAGAAUGUUUGGGGUUUUGUAGUGCUUAUUGUAGCUUGAAGACUGCUGCAGCCUAGAGUCUCUCAUGCUCAGCCAGAGUAUUAACCAUUGAAUGCUUUGUGGCAUGUACUGCUCCUGUCCCACGUGGAACUGCUUGGUUCCACAUACCAGCUAGCCUUGUUGACAAAGCAGGCAUGUCAGUUUUUUUUCCCAGUAAGCAUUUAUGGAAAAAAUCCAAUAUAUCUUUUUCCUGAUAAUUUACUGUGUGGGCUUUUCUUAAUUGAAAGGUUUAGGGGCUUUUCUGGUAGGAUCAGUACUCUUUCAACCCUGACUGGUAUUUAAACACAUUCCUGUUGUAUUAACAAAGACUUGAAUGGAGAGAUUCGUAGCUCUGUGGUGUUCAGGCACAGUAUACUAAAAGCUAUGUUAUGAUUAGUUUAUAAAUUGUUCUUUUGAUACCAUCUUGUUUUCUUUUGUAGGUAUGAAUAAAACACUGUUGUCAAAGUGCAAA
Molecule: messenger RNA, 4505 nt
Organism: Eublepharis macularius
Lineage: Eukaryota; Metazoa; Chordata; Lepidosauria; Squamata; Eublepharidae
Gene: DDX17
Product: DEAD-box helicase 17
Exons: 13
Coding region: 258-2201 (647 amino acids)
Biological process (GO): alternative mRNA splicing, via spliceosome
Cellular component (GO): cytoplasm; ribonucleoprotein complex; nucleus
Molecular function (GO): ATP binding; RNA binding; RNA helicase activity
Source: RefSeq, a predicted model, not a curated record